AUGAAAAAAAUGAAUUUUAAUAUUGUGAAUUAUAAUUAUAAUUAUUUUAAAUAUUUUUAUUUAAAUAAAUGUUUUAUUAAUAUUUAUAAGUUUAAAAAUAAUUUAUUAUUUAAUUAUUUUUUUUAUAAGAAUAAUAAUAUUUUUUGUAAAAAUAUUAAUAAUAAUAUAAAUAGUUUUAAUAAUAAUAAAAUGUUAUAUAAUGUAAAUAAUAAUUUUUUAUAUUUAUAUGAAAUAAUUAAAUAUAAUUGGUAUAAAUAUUUAAUUUUAGAUACUAAAUAUAAUUUAUUUGUAAUAUAUAAUAAUUAUAUAAAAUAUUUAUAUAAAUAUAAUAUUAAAUUAAAUUUAUAUUUAAUAAAAAAUUUAUAUAAUAUUAAUAAUAAUUUAAUAAAUAAUAAUAUUAUUUUUAAAAAUAAUUAUAUUAUAUAUAAUAAUCAAAUUAAUAUAUAUUCAUAUGAUUAUAUAAAUUUAUUAAUUAAUAAUAAUUUUAAUAAUAAGAUUUAUUAUAAUUACAAUAAUAAUAUUAUUUAUAAUUUAUAUUUAAAUGAUAUUACUAUAGGUUUACAAUCUAUUAAUAUAAUAUUUGAAAAUAAAAAUAUAAAAAAUUAUAAUAUAUCUUUUAUUUCUAAAGAUGUUUAUAUAAUUUUUCAUAUAAAAUAUUAUAAUUAUUUAGAUAAUAUUAUAUAUAUAUAUAAUAUGUGUAAUAAAUAUAAAAAAAAUUACUUUAAUUAUAAAUUAAAUUUUUAUUCAUAUAUUUUUGAAGAUAUAAGUUCCAUUAUAUAUAGUGGAUAUUCUUUAAAUACAGAUUUUUAUUCUAUAAAUAAUAAUAUAGAAAAAUAUUUUAAUUAUUUAUUAAAAACUAUAAAUAUUUAUCAAUCAUGUAAAAGUUCUUUUAUAUAUAUAUAUAAUAUUUUAUUAGAAUCUAUAAUAAAACAAUAUAAUUAUCAAAAUAUAUAUUUACCAUCUAUAUAUUUUGAACUUAUUAUAAAAAAAAUGUUAUCAUGUAUUAAAAUAAUUUCUCAUAAUUUUAAAAUAUUUAAAUACAAUGAUAUUAUACCUUUAUAUUUAAUAAAUAUAAUUAAUUAUUCUUUAAUUUUAAAUAAUAAAUAUAUUUAUAAAUAUAAACCUAUUAUUUUAGGUAUUACAAAAUCAAUUUUAGCUAAUUCAGGUUUUUUAUCUAAUAUAAGUUUUCAAAAUACAUUUAAAAUAAUAAAUUUAAAUAUAUUAAAUAAUAAAAUUGAUUGGUUAAUAGAUAUAAAAUCUAAAAUCAUAAUGACUGAUUUAUUACCUAUAGGUAAUGGAUGGUAUAGAUAUUUUACUCAAUAA
Molecule: messenger RNA, 1323 nt
Organism: Plasmodium relictum
Lineage: Eukaryota; Apicomplexa; Aconoidasida; Haemosporida; Plasmodiidae
Source: the annotation of a RefSeq genome assembly